Messenger RNA from Pestalotiopsis fici W106-1, 3243 nucleotides. RefSeq names its product Isoleucine--tRNA ligase. Lineage: Eukaryota; Fungi; Ascomycota; Sordariomycetes; Amphisphaeriales; Sporocadaceae. Bases 1 to 3243 code for a protein of 1080 amino acids. The transcript is spliced from 4 exons. Gene Ontology annotation, biological process: isoleucyl-tRNA aminoacylation. Gene Ontology annotation, molecular function: isoleucine-tRNA ligase activity; ATP binding; aminoacyl-tRNA deacylase activity. The record is from RefSeq and is a predicted model, not a curated record.
AUGUCCAUUGAUUUCCCCAAGGAAGAACUCGCCAUCAUCGAGAAAUGGCGGGAGAUCAAGGCCUUCGAGCGCCAGGUUGAGCUAUCAAAGGACAAACCUCCAUAUGUCUUCUACGAUGGCCCCCCGUUUGCGACCGGUCUGCCGCAUUAUGGCCACAUGUUGGCCUCCACCAUCAAGGAUAUCAUUCCCAGGUAUUGGUCCAUGAAGGGCUACCACGUUCCGAGACGGUUCGGUUGGGACACGCACGGCCUACCCAUUGAGCACGAAAUCGACAAGAAAUUUGGAAUCACAGGCAAGGCUGCCGUCAUGCAGAUGGGCCUCGAGACAUACAACAGUGAAUGCCGCGCUAUUGUCAUGCGAUAUCGGGAGGAAUGGCGGACCACCAUUGAGCGUCUGGGUAGAUGGAUCGAUUUCGACAAUGAUUACAAGACUAUGAACACCGACUUCAUGGAGACGGAAUGGUGGAUCUUCCAGCAGCUUUGGAACAAGGGCUCGGUGUAUCAGGGUCACCGUGUGAUGCCCUACUCGACUGCUCUCACGACGGCUCUUUCCAACUUCGAGGCCAAUCAGAACUACCAAGACGUCAAUGACCCUGCCGUCGUUGUCUCUUUCCCCCUCAAGAGUGAUCCAAACACUCACCUUUUGGCCUGGACGACGACACCCUGGACCUUGCCUUCGCACACGGGUCUAUGUGUUAAUCCCGACUUUGAGUACAUCAAACUAUUGGAUGAGAAGUCUGGCAACCACUACAUCAUUCUUGAGAAGCUCAUCAGCACUCUUUACAAAGACCCAAAGAAGGCCAAGUUCAAGAUUGUCGAGAAGGGCAUCAAGGGCAAGGACAUGCUCGGAUGGAAGUACGAGCCUCUCUUCGAUUACCUUGUCCCCGAGUUCGGCGAGGUGGCUUUCAAGGUUCUCAAUGCAACAUAUGUCACAGAUGACAGCGGUACAGGUAUCGUCCACCAGGCCCCGGCUUUUGGUGAGGACGAUUACAAUGUUGCUUUUGAGGCUGGCAUCAUCAAUGAGAAGAGGCCACCUCCUGACCCGCUCGAUGAUCGCGGUGUCUUCACCGACAAGGUUCCAGAAUUUGCGGGAAUGCACGUCAAGGAGGCCGACAAGCACAUCAUCAAGCACCUGAAGGGAACCGGAAGAUUGGUGGUUGACUCUCAGCUGAAGCACUCUUACCCCAUGUGUUACCGUUCGGACACCCCCCUGAUCUACCGUGCUGUUCCGUCCUGGUUCAUCCGCAUUCCCGAGAUUGUCCCUCAGAUGCUCAAGAACCUCGAGGGAACACACUGGGUUCCUACCUUUGUCAAGGAGGCCCGAUUCGCCAACUGGAUUGCUGGUGCUCGCGACUGGAACGUCUCACGAAAGAGAUACUGGGGAACCCCUCUUCCCAUCUGGGCCAGCGAUGAUCUGGAGGAGAAGAUCUGCAUCGGCAGCGUCGCUGAGUUGAAGGAGCUGAGCGGCUACGAAGGUGACAUUACUGACCUUCACCGUGACAAGAUCGACCAUAUCACCAUUCCUAGCAAGCAAGGAAAGGGAACACUGAAGCGUAUCGAGGAUGUUUUCGAUUGUUGGUUUGAGUCCGGCAGCAUGCCGUAUGCCAGUGUGCACUAUCCCUUCGAGAACAAGGAAUCUUUUGCCAAGAGCUUCCCUGGUGACUUCAUCGCCGAAGGUCUGGACCAGACCCGUGGUUGGUUCUACACCAUGGCAGUCCUGGGUACUCACCUAUUCGGUGAAAUCCCGUUCAAGAACUGUGUUGUGAACGGAAUGGUCCUGGCAGAGGAUGGCAAGAAGAUGUCAAAGCGUCUCAAGAACUACCCUGAUCCGUCUCUCAUCUUCGAGAAGUAUGGAUCAGACGCUCUUCGUUUGUACAUGAUCAGCUCCCCAGCAGUCCGAGCUGAGCCUCUGCGCUUCAAGGAAAAUGGCGUGAAGGAGAUUGUGAAGAAUGUGCUCCUGCCUUUCUGGAACAGCUACAAGUUCUUUGAGGGUCAAGUCGCAUUGCUCAAGAAGGUCGAGAACGUUGACUACAUGUUCGAUCCCAAGAUGGAGAGCACUAAUGAGAACGUCAUGGACCGAUGGAUCUUGGCUAGCUGUCAAAGCUUGCUGCAAUACGUCAACCAGGAAAUGGCUGCCUACCGCCUCUACACGGUUGUACCGCGUCUCCUGGGCUUGAUUGACAACACCACAAACUGGUACAUUCGAUUUAACCGCAAGCGUCUCAAGGGUGAGUAUGGUGUCGAGGACACCAAGCACGCCUUGAACAGUUUGUUCGAGGUUCUAUUCACGCUUUGCAGAGGACUUGCUCCUUUCACACCAUUCAUUACCGACACCAUCUACUCUAAACUUCUGCCACACAUCCCCAAGGAGCUGCAAGCAGAGGACCCUCGCAGCGUGCACUUCCUGAGCUUCCCCGAUGUGCGCGAGGAGCUCUUCAACCCCGUCAUUGAGAGACAGGUUGGGCGGAUGCAGAAGGUCAUUGAGUUGGCCCGAGUGUCGCGUGAGCGUAGGAGCAUUGGUCUCAAGACCCCGCUCAAGACUCUCAUUGUUCUCCACCGUGAUCAAGAGUAUCUCGACGACAUCAAGUCGCUUGAGACGUAUAUCACGGAGGAGCUCAAUGUGCGAGACCUUGUCCUGUCAUCGGAUGAGGCCAAGUACAAUGUCCAGUACAGCGUCACAGCCGACUGGCCCGUUUUGGGCAAGAAGCUCAAGAAGGAUAUGGCAAAGGUCAAGAAGGCGCUCCCUGGUGUCACAAGCGACCAAGUGCGCAAGUACAGCGAGGACAAAUUCAUUGUGGUCGAUGGAAUCCGACUUGAAGAAGGAGAUCUUGUGGUGAGGAGAGGUCUGAAGGAGGACGAGAACUCGAAGAAUCUCGAGACAAACACCGACCAGGACGUCUUGACCAUUCUUGACACGGAAUUGCACCCCGAACUCGCACAUGAGGGUGUGGCCCGUGAGGUUAUCAACCGUGUCCAGCGUCUCCGAAAGAAGGCCGGCCUUGUACCCACUGACGACGUCAAGAUGGAAUACAAGGUUAUUGCAGACCCGGACAAUAUCGGUCUGGAGGAGGUGUUUGUCUCGCAAACAGCAACCAUUGUCAAGGCGCUGCGCAGGCCGCUUGACAAGCACGACAUCACGCAGGUUGAUGGGCAGAUACCCGAAGAGAAGCAGGAUGGUAUCAUUGCCGAGGAGGAGCAAGAAAUUCAGAACGCAACUUUCUUGCUCAGGUUACUGAAGCUGUGA